Molecule: messenger RNA, 1302 nt
Organism: Adineta steineri
Lineage: Eukaryota; Metazoa; Rotifera; Eurotatoria; Adinetida; Adinetidae
Source: the annotation of a GenBank genome assembly
AUGCAUGUUCGAAAUCGUUAUCGAACAAAUCCACCUAAUUUUAAACAACUUGCAGAUAAAUAUCCAACAUUAAAACCUUUUGUCAUAGAAAAAAAUAAUGGUGAUGUUACAUUUGAUUUUCGUGAUUCAAAUUCUGUUCGAGCAUUAACAAUAGCAGUAGCUAAAGAAGAUUUUAAUUUAGAUUUAGAAUUAAGUUUAGAUCGUCUCAUACCAAGAAUUCCACAAAAAUUAAAUUACCUUCACUGGAUUGAAGAUUUAAUUGAAUGUAAAAAUGAUGCAAUUGGCAUUGACAUUGGUAGUGGUUGUUCAUGUAUUCAUGCACUGCUAGCAUUACGUCUUAAUCCUCAAUGGACAAUGUAUGUUUCAGAAAUUGAUCCAUUUAAUUAUCGUAUGGCUAUAAAGAAUGUUGAACAAAAUCAAUUACAAGAUCAAAUUCAUGUAAUACAAACAGAUAUAUCAGCUUUAUUUGAUGGUGUUAUUGAUCGAACAAAACAUUAUGAUUUUCUUAUGUGUAACCCUCCAUUCUUUACUGAUACAUUAGAAUCUCAAGGUUUAACACAUACUCGAAAAUCUACUCGUCCAUCAGCUAAUUCAAUAAAUACAGCUGCAAAUAUCGAAUCAAUAUAUGAUCAAGGUGGUGAAGUUGAAUUUGUUAAACGUAUGAUUGAUGAAAGUCAAACAUACACCACGAAUGUCAGAAUUUUUACGAGUCAAUUGGGUAAAAAAUCAAGUUUAGAUCAAAUUCAGAUAUAUUUAAAAGAUAUUAAUCAUAUUGAUACAGAAUUUUGUCAAGGAAAUACGAUGCGUUGGGCAAUUGCAUGGACAUUUGAUGAAACAUAUCAUUUUCCUGAACAAUGUCAAACUCGAGAAGCAUUUAAAGCAUUAAAAAAAGCAAAAAGAAAAGAAAUAACUCGAACACCAAUUAAUAUUGAAUUUGAAUCGAAAUAUUCAUUUGAUUUUAUUAAAAAUUAUCUAGAAACAUUCAUAUUUAAUAAACUCAAUUUAAAAUGGACAAGUCUAAGUUCGUUUGCUUGGAUAUUUGAUGCAUAUGAAAAUUUAUGGUCUCAUCAACGUCAACGUCGACGUCAUCAAAAUGAUGAACAACCACCAGCAGCAAAACGUUUAAAAUCUGAUGACAAUCAAAUAACUAAAGUGUGUAGUAUUCAAGCACGUUUAGAUGAACAUGAAGGUGUUUGCAGUUUAUAUCUUUUAUUUGUUGAUGGAGUAAAUACAGAUGCAGCAAAUCAAAUUGGUCAAUACAUUAAAAAUCAAUUUCCAAUAUAUUGUCAAAGUCUUAAAUAA